Molecule: messenger RNA, 1533 nt
Organism: Tribolium madens (black flour beetle)
Lineage: Eukaryota; Metazoa; Arthropoda; Insecta; Coleoptera; Tenebrionidae
Product: CCR4-NOT transcription complex subunit 2-like
Exons: 4
Coding region: 417-1283 (288 amino acids)
Biological process (GO): nuclear-transcribed mRNA poly(A) tail shortening; regulation of stem cell population maintenance; regulation of DNA-templated transcription
Cellular component (GO): P-body; CCR4-NOT core complex
Source: RefSeq, a predicted model, not a curated record
AAAACAUUAUGCAACCAACAUUGCGUUAAUUUGACUGUCCAUCUGGCGGACGCGUUAGGAAGCUUAGUUGACAGCUGACAUUGUCGAAAGAACCAUCUUGACAUUUCCGACGGUAAUGGCGGAGCGAACUUGGACAAUAACAUCCACUUUGUCAAAAUUACGCCUUUAUUUAGUAUAGCGAGAGGUUUUUUUCGUGCUCCGAGCCCUAUAGGAGUCGUGCAUUCUUCAUUAAGUGGUCUCAAUAGUCUAGUUGAAGCGAAAACCGUGCAUUUAAGUCUCAAGUGUUUAUGAUGUUAUUUGUAUUUUUUGUGCUGAUAGUAUAAUCCAAGAAGUGUGGCGCAGAAAGGGGCGAUUUUUUCAGUGUCCGACCGUGAUUCCGUUAUGCUAAAAGGUGGCCCACCCCGCACGAGAUAGCUAUGGCGAAUUUGAACUUUACAAGGAACAUAGGAGGUAGCAGCCUCGGAAGAUCCAGUGUUAGUUUUGGAAGUAACUCUAUGUCUGGUCAUGUUACCCCUGUUUUCGGGCAAAGAGCGCCUUCAGACAGGAGGGGGAUUCCCGCCAUGGGAAAUAGUAGCCAAAUGGGUAACAUGAGUUCGUUGGGAGGUUAUAGUUCCUUUAAUUCUGUGUUUGGCUCAGGAGACACUAACACCCCGUCAUUAUUGGAUCUUAGUGAAUUUCCUUCGUUAACGAACCGAAGUUCGGGAGAUAACGUUCCACAGCCGAGCCCCAUGCCCGGUGCGAAGCCCUAUGUGGGGAUGGUGAAACAACCCACGUCGGAAGCGAGUGAAUUUACUAUGUCAAACGAAGACUUUCCUGCGUUGCCGGGAACGCAAAAUCGGGAGGGAGUCUCGCCGGGGGGGAGCACGUCAGGAGAGAAAAACAAUACGGGGGGUGGAGGAGACGGCUCCUCCAGUGCCAGGGAGAACGACAAAAACAGCGCCAAAUCAGGAAUUCAGACAUCUCCGGACGGCAGAGUGACGAACAUCCCCGCGAGUAUGGUGAACGAUCAAUUCGGUAUCGUUGGUCUUUUAACAUUUAUCAGGUCAGUUUUGUUUGUGUGUUGCAGGUACAGUAGAGAGUGGCGUUAUCACAUGGAGGAGAAGGUUUGGAUAACACAAGUCCCUGGCAUGAUGUUAGCUGAAAAGACUUCCACAUACGAGCGAGGCACUUAUUACUUUUUCGAUGCGCAGAAUUGGCGAAAAGUCCCGAAAGAAUUCCAUUUGGAUUACAGCAAACUCGAAGGCCGGCCUGUCAUCUCAUCAAACCUGCACAAUACAUCGUGAGACGGUGUUAUUCCAUGACUUCGCCCGACUAUGAAUAAAUGAAAAGUGUAUACACUAUAUGAGUUGUUAGAUUUUAAGGUUAAUGCGUCUAUUAAAUAAGUGAAAAUCUCACUUAUUUACUAGAAUUGGAUAAGUAUUAAUUUUGAAAAAAAGAUUAAAAAGUUAUAUACCUAUACAGUUUUCAUUUUAUUUGUAAAUUUACUGUACAAUAUUAAUAAAUAAUAUGAUUAAUUGAUUUUCAACGGAUGCA